This is a messenger RNA of Salmo salar (Atlantic salmon), 2151 nucleotides long. Its product is annotated as von Willebrand factor C domain containing 2 like. The record is from RefSeq and is a predicted model, not a curated record. Gene Ontology annotation, molecular function: protein binding. NCBI's taxonomy places the organism in Eukaryota, Metazoa, Chordata, Actinopteri, Salmoniformes, Salmonidae. Gene Ontology annotation, biological process: negative regulation of BMP signaling pathway. Gene Ontology annotation, cellular component: AMPA glutamate receptor complex.
UUCAAUAAAAAGUGCUCCACGUGAUAUUUAAGAGAGCAAACCCCAUCCAGCUAUUUCGAUUGAUUCAGUGCAUUUUGGGCGGAUAUCGAUAGAAUAAAAUGCCACUUCAAGUUCUUUGAAGAGUGAUCUAGCUGCGCCAAACCUUUCGCUUUUUCCUUGCUGGUCUGGGGAGCAACACAAGAUGGGAAAGCUCUCCAAUCUCCGCGUGCUCAGUGGGACGCUCGACUGAACAGCGACAGUGCUGAAGAUAGCGCUGUCUGCCGCUGUGCCCUCUGCCACUGUCCGUGGUCCUGAAGUCAAGUGCGUCCCCUCUCACUCACAAGGGCGAUGUAAAGCGCCGCUGUUCUGCACGCUCCUCUUCACAAAAUUGGCGGUAUAGGCGGAGGACUUGAAUCGGGGCUUUUUCGCUUCAGUUUAUUCAACUAACGAGCAUCAAGCUAUGAUUGGUAGGCUACCAUGUUCUUUACUUCUUCCCGGAGAGUGCCCACGGAAAAGUGUGGACAAAUACAAUAUCUUUAGUAGGCUAAACAUUUAACUUUUACUGGAGAUGCUGUGUUUAAACUUAUUUUAUUUUAGUUAUUUUUUCUCUUCUUAAAGGUGUAUCUUCCGGAGUUUGGGUCUAUUAUUCCAAUUGCACUCGCUGCUGGAUGUAUGUUACAAUACAUAAUUAUGUUUUUGAUCUACCUGCAGCAUUUGGAAGUUGAUUGAAAUGACUCUCACUGCCGUGGACGACUAUGAGUAGCCUAUUGGCAACAAUAGAAGGCAAUAUAAUUUCGUACAUUUUUUUUCAAGGCUUCUUUUUCACACAUCGGCUACCUAUUGUUAUCUUUAUCUACGGGAAAUAAGGGAUAGUCUGAGUCAUGUAUCAGAUUGAUUUGUGUGUGCAUAUCACAUCGCUCGUGCUGCUCCGAAGUCCGAAAAUGGUCUCGUUUCUAACUGCUUUUACGCACAACAACAGCAACUGAAGGGGGAUUGCAUUUUUAUCUGGAGCCUGUUGGUAUUAUCCAAUGGUCAAUCUGGAAGUUAUUGGAUCGCUGUGUUUAAUCCAUUCUGCUGGGUUUGGAUCUCUGUUGAUCCCGACUCCAACUAGUGGAACCGAACAUUUCAACGCGGAAUACCGCGGCGAAGGAUGGGCCCUCUCUUUCCAACGACCUGCAUUGUCCUCCUCGUCCUCCACACCACCUUGUCACCAGCCUCCCUCAGUCCCGAUGAUUACGCCGCGGACGAGGCAGAGCGAACUGCCAACAGCGACAACAUCAUUUUCGACGAUUACCGGGGGAAAGUUUGCGUGGACGACAGUGGCUUUGUUUACAAACUGGGGGAGCGUUUCUUCCCGGGACACUCGAACUGCCCAUGCGUGUGCACUGAGGAUGGGCCAGUGUGCGACCAGCCGGAGUGCCCCAAGAUACACCCUAAGUGCACAAAAGUGGAGCACAAUGGAUGCUGUCCUGAAUGCAAGGAGGUUAAAAACUUUUGUGAAUACAGGGGGAAAACUUACAAGAUCCUGGAGGAAUUUAAGCCUUCGCCUUGUGAGUGGUGUCGCUGCGAACCAAAUAACGAGGUGCACUGUGUGGUCUCUGACUGUGCCGUCCCAGAGUGUGUCAACCCAGUCUACGAGCCAGAACAGUGCUGUCCCAUCUGUAAAAACGGUCCAAAUUGCUUUGCCGGAACGACGAUCAUCCCAGCCGGUAUUGAAGUGAAGGUGGAUGACUGCACCAUUUGCCGCUGUCACAAUGGGGACUGGUGGAAGCCAGCACAGUGCCUGCGCCGGGAGUGCCUCAACAGCCAGACGUUGUCAUAGAAACCCCGGUGGGGACGGUGUCGGUGAUGUGCAGCCAGGGAGCGGUCCUACCUGCUGCAAAGGCAAACAAACAAACAAAACGCUCAUCUUGUAUGAUUGAUAUGAUGGACAGGAGAGGAGCACAAUUCCUUGGCAACAUUGACUAGGAGACUGCAUAACAAGCUGAAAUGAAAAGCUCUCAUACACAGUACCUACACACCACCACUACCACAACUUUAGCCACAGAGGAGCGGAGAGAGCAGGAGGAACUUUUCUUGAGACUAUUUUUUCGUCUUCUGUUUUGACUGUCUAUUUAUAUUUUCUGAUAACUACUUAUUGCUUAUGCUGCUUAUAAACAUAAUGUUUCUAUA